Messenger RNA from Kockovaella imperatae, 1101 nucleotides. RefSeq lists its product as hypothetical. NCBI's taxonomy places the organism in Eukaryota, Fungi, Basidiomycota, Tremellomycetes, Tremellales, Cuniculitremaceae. The record is from RefSeq and is a predicted model, not a curated record. Bases 254 to 973 code for a protein of 239 amino acids. The transcript has 2 exons.
GCUUGACCAAACAAUGCAUUAUCUCUGAACAUUCCAAAUGAGUCUCUCUGCCUUUAUUGUUCUCAGUGCCAAUUUUGCCCUGCUUAAACACCGUUCACGCCAAUGGACUCUUCAAGGCAUCUUGGUAGCCCGGCUCUGAGGUAAAUCUUGCCCUGUUGAUGUUCGUCAAAAGGUCUUGUGAAAGCAGUACCCGGAAAAAGCCAGACCUGUAUUUAUCGCUGCUGGCCUAGCGAGCGGCUGGCCCAUCCAAACAAUGUGGUCAGUGCAGGGCAUUAUCGACGACCUCGAAAGCAGACGUAUCGUACUGCGCGUGCAUGACCAUACCUCUUUAUCCCGAUACGAGGCGGAAGAGGGCUUCAUCGCCGAGCAAGAUCGCUUUGACAAUCUGUCCAAGACUCAAUUCCACAAAAGAUAUGGACACCUCCGAUACGAUUAUGAGUGGAAACGAAGCUCGAGUAUCUGCGAAUACAUGGUGGAUCAUAUUUUUGGAGGUUGGGACGACUGGUCAUUGUUCGGCAGAGAUGGUCCCAGUCCAUGGAUAUCUACGACAAUUGACUUUGACUGGGCAAUCUACGAGAUUGCUAGAAGGUUGACGGUUCUAAACCGAGGUUCGGUCCGUCUCAGCGUCAUCGACUUGCAGAAUAGUAAACGCCGACGUGUAGGGGUGAGGCCGGAUUCUUACAUACCAGAGGACACAUACGACGAGUCUACCGCCUUGAGCUUCGCGAGGGCGUCUAGUGAAAUCUUGUUUUACGGCAAGAUAUUUGACGAAGAUAUUCCAGCUAUCAUGGUAUGGACCCGUCAGAAACCAGCAAGGCGACUUCCUCCAGAAUACAAGAUGUCCAAAAAGCAACGUGAUCCUCAUGGGGACUGGAUAGACAAUCUCUGUUUCAAUCCUAGGCGGGAUUCUUUCAGACAGGCUUCGGCCAGGAUUUCAGCACGGAGAGAUCAGAUAGCGAGCUCGAGAUGCUAGAUAGAUUUGAUUGCACCGGGAGAUGAACAACAAGAUUCUCGGAUCACGAGUGGACCAGCACCAUUCCAUGUUUCCGUAGUGUCAAAUGGCAAACCUGCAAGGCGUGCAUCGUGAAAAGGUCAUAAAGG